CAGCCUGAGAGAGGAAGGGAGAGCACCAUCUCCACUCUAUGGCAGAACUGCUACCAGGACCAGGCAGGACCAGCCCCAGAUGUGCUACAAUGGCUGAUUUUUGGUCAAGAGAAUAAAAUCAAGUUCACAGCCAGUGUUGGGAUUUGGGGCUGAGAAGCUUGCUGUCUUUGGAGUUAGGCAACUAGGUGUUCCUGGGGAACGGCUCUUAGGAUGUCAUUGGGGCAUUUGGUGAAAGGUGGAGAUUUUGUGUGCUCCUGCCACAGGUGGUGUUCAUUCCGCCAGGUGUGUGUGGAGGCCAGAAUGAAGCUGAAAAAGCAGGUGACAGUGUGUGGGGCUGCGAUCUUCUGCGUGGCGGUCUUCUCACUCUACCUCAUGCUGGAUCGAGUGCAGCACGAUCCCACCCGGCACCAGAACGGUGGCAACUUCCCCCGGAGCCAAAUUUCUGUGCUGCAGAACCGCAUUGAGCAGCUGGAACAGCUGUUGGAAGAGAACCAUGAGAUCAUCAGCCACAUCAAGGACUCCGUACUGGAGCUGACGGCCAACGCAGAGGGCCCGCCGGCCCUGCUGCCCUACUACACGGCCAACGGCUCCUGGGUGGUGCCACCAGAGCCCCGGCCCAGCUUCUUCUCCAUCUCCCCUCAGGACUGCCAGUUUGCCUUGGGGGGCCAGGGGCAGAAGCCAGACCUCCAGGUGCUGACUGUAUCAGAGGAGUUGCCGUUUGACAACGUGGAUGGUGGCGUGUGGAAGCAAGGCUUCGACAUCUCCUACAGCCCCCACGACUGGGAUGCUGAAGACCUGCAGGUCUUUGUGGUGCCCCACUCUCAUAAUGACCCAGGCUGGAUCAAGACCUUUGACAAGUAUUACACAGAGCAGACCCAGCACAUCCUCAACAGCAUGGUGGCCAAGCUGCAAGAGGACCCUCGGCGGCGCUUCCUCUGGGCAGAGGUCUCCUUCUUUGCCAAGUGGUGGGACAACAUCAAUGCCCAAAAGAGAGCAGCAGUCCGAAGGCUGGUGGGAAACGGGCAGCUGGAGAUUGCAACAGGAGGCUGGGUCAUGCCUGAUGAAGCCAACUCCCACUACUUUGCAUUGAUUGACCAGCUCAUCGAGGGCCACCAGUGGCUGGAAAAAAACCUCGGUGCAACCCCACGCUCUGGCUGGGCAGUGGACCCCUUUGGACACAGCUCCACCAUGCCUUACCUGCUGCGUCGUGCCAACCUGACUAGCAUGCUGAUUCAGAGGGUACACUAUGCCAUCAAGAAGCACUUUGCUGCCACCCACAGCCUGGAGUUCAUGUGGAGGCAGACAUGGGACUCAGACUCCAGCACAGACAUCUUCUGCCACAUGAUGCCCUUCUACAGCUAUGACGUCCCCCACACCUGUGGCCCAGAUCCCAAGAUCUGCUGCCAGUUUGAUUUCAAACGCUUGCCUGGAGGCCGCAUCAAUUGCCCUUGGAAGGUGCCACCCCGGGCUAUCACGGAGGCCAACGUGGCUGAGAGGGCAGCCCUGCUUCUGGACCAGUACCGGAAGAAGUCCCGGCUGUUCCGAAGCAAUGUCGUCCUGGUGCCACUCGGUGAUGACUUCCGAUAUGACAAGCCCCAGGAGUGGGAUGCCCAGUUCUUCAACUACCAGCGACUCUUUGACUUCCUCAACAGCAAAGCCGACUUCCAUGUGCAGGCCCAGUUUGGCACCCUCUCUGACUAUUUCGACGCUCUGUACAAGAGGACAGGGGUGGAGCCAGGGGCUCGGCCUCCCGGGUUUCCUGUGCUGAGCGGGGAUUUCUUCUCCUACGCGGACCGGGAGGAUCAUUACUGGACAGGUUACUACACUUCUCGGCCUUUCUACAAGAGCUUGGAUCGAGUCCUGGAAGCCCACCUGCGGGGGGCAGAGAUUCUGUACAGUCUGGCUGUGGCCCAUGCCCGCCGCUCCGGAAGGGUUAGCCAGUACCCGCUGUCCAACUUCAUCCUUCUAACGGAAGCUCGGCGCACGCUGGGCCUCUUCCAGCACCACGAUGCCAUCACUGGCACCGCCAAGGAAGCAGUCGUGGUGGACUACGGGGUCAGGCUUCUGCGAUCCCUGGUCAGUCUGAAGCAGGUCAUCAUCAAUGCAGCUCAUUAUCUGGUGCUGGGAGACAAGGAGACCUAUCACUUUGACCCUGAGGCGCCCUUCCUCCAGAUGGAUGAUACCCGCCUCAAUCACGAUGCCCUGCCAGAGCGCACCGUCCUCCAGCUGGAUUCCUCACCCAGGUAUGUGGUGCUAUUCAACGCCCUAGAACAGGAGCGGCUCAGCGUGGUGUCCCUGCUGGUCAGCUCACCCUGGGUGCGUGUGCUCUCAGAGGAGGGCCAGCCCCUGGCCGUGCAGAUCAGUGCGCACUGGAGCUCUGCCACGGAAAUGGUGCCCGACGUCUACCAGGUGUCUGUGCUCGUGCGCCUGCCGGCCCUGGGCCUCACCGUGCUGCAGCUGCAACAGGGCCUGGAUGGGCACCGGAGCCUGCCCUCCUCUGUGCGCGUCUACCUACACGGCCGACAGCUGUCCGUCAGCAAACACGAAGCAUUCCCUGUGCGCGUCAUUGACUCUGGCACCACGGACUUUGCCCUCAGCAACCGCUACAUGCAGGUCUGGUUCUCAGGCCUUACCGGGCUGCUCAAGAGCAUCCGAAGGGUGGACGAAGAGCAGGAGCAGCGGGUGGACAUGGAGUUCUUCACCUAUGGCACCCGCACGUCCAAAGACAAGAGCGGAGCCUACCUUUUCCUGCCUGAUGGCGAGGCCAAGCCCUAUGUCCCCAAGGACCCCCCUGUGCUGCGUGUCACUGAAGGCCCUUUCUUCUCAGAGGUGGUUGCCUACUAUGAGCACAUUCACCAGGUGGUCCGGCUUUACAAUCUGCCAGGGGUGGAGGGGCUGUCUCUAGAUGUGUCAUCCCUGGUGGAUAUCCGGGACUACGUCAACAAGGAGCUGGCUCUGCGCCUGCGCACGGACAUUGACAGCCAGGGCACCUUCUUCACCGACCUCAAUGGCUUUCAGGUACAGCCACGGCGGUAUCUGAAGAAGCUGCCUCUCCAGGCCAACUUCUACCCCAUGCCCGUCAUGGCCUACAUCCAGGACACAAAGAACCGCCUCACUCUGCACACUGCACAAGCCCUGGGUGUCUCCAGCCUUGGUGAUGGCCAGCUGGAGGUGAUCUUGGACCGGCGGUUAAUGCAGGAUGACAACCGGGGCCUAGGCCAAGGGCUCAAGGACAACAAGAGAACCUGCAACCGUUUCCGCCUCCUGUUAGAACGGCGAACUGUGGGCUCAGGCCUGGUUUUUUUCUCCAAACUGGCAGUCAUGUUUAGGGGCUUGAUCCCUGCCCCGGCAGCAGCAGGACACAGAAAUGUCCAAGAUGGCCGUUCUACCAGCUACCCAUCCCUUCUCAGCCACCUGACCUCCAUGUACUUGAACACCCCAGCACUCGCCCUGCCUGUAGCCAAGAGGCAGAUCCCAGGCCCUGGUUUGCGCUCAUUUCGUCCUCUGGCUUCCCCACUGCCCUGUGACUUCCACCUGCUCAACCUGAGGACACUUCAGGCUGAGGACGAUGCCUUGCCUUCAGCAGAGACUGCACUUCUCUUACACCGCAAGGGUUUUGACUGCGGUCUUGAGGCCAAGAACUUGGGCUUCAACUGCACUACAAGCCAAGGCAAGGUGGCCCUGGGGAGCCUUUUCCAUGGCCUGGAUGUGGGUUUCCUGCAGCCAACCUCCUUGACCUUACUGUACCCUCUAGCCCCGCCCUCCAACAGCACCGACAUCUACUUGGAGCCCAUGGAAAUUGCCACCUUUCGUCUCCGUUUAGGCUAGGGCUUCUUGUGGCCUGAAGAAAAGUUCACCCACAGGGACUGCCUUAACAUGAGAUCAGGUUGGACAAGCCACAUUGAAUACCCUGUCCCGAUCUGCUUCUCAGAACUGUGACAGACUGGGCCCUGCCCUCAUUUUGUUUAUUGUUGCUUCUGUGUUUGGGGGCAACCUGCAAGCCCAGUGCUGUGUAGAUAGGGCAGAUGCUGGUGAGAACAAGGAAAGGCGGCCAUUGGUCAGAGUGGGUGGUGCCAUACUCAGCUUUGGGGUGUGAGUGGCUGGCCAGCUGGGCACAAGCCUCAAGCCACCAUCCUCUUCCCAAAAUGGGAUGUAGAGGAAGCAGGGACAGGAGAGGUCAGGGGAGGCUAAGUGUGUAACAGCCCAGCACCAGGGUCACUGUAGGUGAGAGCUGGCUCUAAGGGGAGUGCUGUGGGUGUGUAGACUACUUAUCCUGGUGUGACAGGCAGCAGCAGUGUGACUCUGGAAGUUGGGGGUAGGGACCCAGAGUUAGCAGUUGGGGUGGAGGAGAAGGAAUCCCCAUUUCUCCUAAGAGAAGGCCCAGCUGCUUUCCGUGAGGCUCCACUCAGUGCUCCCCAGCCUGCACGCCAUGCCUGGGGGUGCAGUGCAGCAGGAAGGACUCUGUAAGGACUGGACACUAUGUUGUGGCCAGAGGACACUUCAGGUACCAAAAUCCCAUCUCAUACUGGGCACUUGGUCUGUGUGAUUUGUAUGGUGACAGCAGGUGUGGGGUGUCCUCUGCCCUACCUGACUCUUGCCUUGGUUCCCGUGCUCUGUACCUCACUGUCCCCAAGAGCCCUUUCCUGUCAUACGGGGUUUCGCUAGUAAACUUCCUUCCCUGGAAAGAAAGUGAAGCCUCUAAGACCCCAUGUGCAUGGGCACCUGGAGAAGGCUUUCAGCAGAGUCCCUAUAGUCAGGCCUCGAAGCUUCACCUCCAGCCAUCCUUCCCAGAAGCAUUCAGUUCCUGGCACAGGGCCUAGGGCUCUGUAGAGUCAGUUAGGAGGCAGUAUGGCUGCUUGCCAGCCUUUAUUUCAGCUUCAAUUAAUAGAGAAAAAUUUUUGAUAGUCUCUAUAGAUGCUGAAAAGAUACUUGGUAAAAAUUAAAAACCAUCCCUUGUUCAAACUCUUAGUAAGUUAAGACUAAAAAGAAACAUCCUAAUCUAAAUAAAGGUCUCUGUCAGAAACCAACAGCGAAUGGCAUCCUAGAGUCAGACACCACAGACAUGCCCAGUGAAGUCAGAAACCAACCAGGGCACUGCUCGCCCUGAGGGUGAUGAGGGGUUACCAUUGUCAUUAUUUGCAGAUGAUAGAAGUGCCUACCUAUAAAAUCUAAGCAAAUCAGCUGAAGACUAAUAUAAGCAUUGUGUAAGUCGACCCAAAUGAAAUGCAUAUCAUGCUCUUGUAAAGAUUUUGUUUCUCCACAAAUCAACCCAUAAAUUCAGUGUAAUUCCAGUGAGAAUGGAUACUUUUUGGAAUUUGAAAGGUUCUGAAGUUCAUUUGGAAGAGGAAGUGUGUGAGAAUACUAAGACAGUUCUGAAAGAUGCUGGUGAGUUGGGGAGGUGGGAUAAGAUACUUCUUUGCCAGUUUUCCAGAAGGACUAUGCAGCUAAAAAAGAAAAACCAUGGGUUAAAUCAGUAUGGAACUGGAGUGGGCUCAGAUAGACCACCUGAUGGAACAAAACAGGAUCCAGAAACAGACCCAGGUGUACAAGAAUUUAGUUUAUGAUAAAAGUGGUAGUUCCAAUGGGGCAAAAAUGGAUUAUUUAAUAAAUAGUACUCUGAGACAACUGGCUGUCUAUUAAAGUAAUAGAGCUCUACCUCAUAGCUUAGACAAAAAUUCUAGGUGGAAAAAAAUAAAACUACAAAAUUACUGAAGAAAACAUAGGCUAUCUUUA
This is a messenger RNA of Loxodonta africana (African savanna elephant), 5733 nucleotides long. RefSeq names its product mannosidase alpha class 2A member 2 (gene MAN2A2). NCBI's taxonomy places the organism in Eukaryota, Metazoa, Chordata, Mammalia, Proboscidea, Elephantidae. Gene Ontology annotation, cellular component: Golgi membrane. The record is from RefSeq and is a predicted model, not a curated record. Gene Ontology annotation, biological process: N-glycan processing; protein deglycosylation; mannose metabolic process. The coding region runs from base 211 to 3828 and encodes 1205 amino acids. Gene Ontology annotation, molecular function: carbohydrate binding; alpha-mannosidase activity. The transcript has 25 exons.